This is a messenger RNA of Vitis riparia (riverbank grape), 1687 nucleotides long. Its product is annotated as E3 ubiquitin-protein ligase SIRP1-like. Bases 410 to 1516 code for a protein of 368 amino acids. Gene Ontology annotation, cellular component: cytoplasm. The record is from RefSeq and is a predicted model, not a curated record. NCBI's taxonomy places the organism in Eukaryota, Viridiplantae, Streptophyta, Magnoliopsida, Vitales, Vitaceae. Gene Ontology annotation, molecular function: ubiquitin protein ligase activity. The transcript is spliced from 2 exons. Gene Ontology annotation, biological process: protein ubiquitination.
GAUUUCAGAAGAAGAAAAGACUUUCUCUCCAUACCUUUGCACCUUCUUCCCUCUUCCCUCUUCCCUCUUUCCCCGUCCCCCGUCCCCCGUCCCCCGCCCCAGCCACAUCAGAAACAAAGAAAAAAAAAAACCUACUGUGGGUAUUCAUUUUUUAUUGUUAAAUUGUUUGAUUGUAAAAAAAGUCUGCUUCAACGUGUGAAUAAAUUGAGGGUUGCGUGUGAAUAUUGCUUCUUCUUGGUUUGUAUGAUACGAUCCUCUGAAUUUUGUUAGUUUUGCUUGUUGGGUUUGGUGGUAGGGGGUGGGCAUUUCCAGCUGAUUUUGUGGUGACUGCUGUUUGGAUCGAUCGCUUCAUCUUGCGAGCUCUUCUUUCGUUUUAGAUAAAAGGGGGUGUUUGGAAAGAGGGAAUAAAAUGGAGGACGCAAUGGGAGGAAGAUACUGGUGCCAUAGUUGCUCACAAGUGGUGAAUCCCAUCGCUGAAGCAGAGCCCAAGUGCCCCUUGUGUCAAGGUGGAUUCAUUGAGGACAUCGAUGGCACCACUUCAAGGGAUCAUAAUGACUCCGACUCUGAUCUAGCUUCCGAUCGAACCCUCUCUCUUUGGGCCCCAAUCUUGUUGGGCAUGAUGGGUAAUCCUCGUCGGCGCCGCAGAUUCAGAAGAGAAGAUAUAGAAGAUGAGGAGGAGGACAAUGAAGAUGGUGAGGGUCGUAGAGGAGGAGAGACUGAACUUGAUCGGGAACUUGAUUCCAUAAUCAGGAGGAGAAGGAGAAGUUCUGCUACUAUUCUCCAACUACUUCAAGGCAUUAGAGCUGGAAUGGUCUCUGAAUCAGAGAAUUCUGAAAAUGAUAGGGAUAGGGAUAGGGAUAGAGAAAGAGAAAGGGAAAGAGAGCGCCUGAUUCUAAUAAAUCCUUUCAAUCAAACUAUAAUUGUUCAGGGUUCUUUUGAUUCAAACCAGGCCCAAAAUCAGAAUCAAAACACCAUUGGCUCCCUGGGGGACUAUUUCAUUGGCCCCAGUUUAGAUUUGUUGCUGCAACAUUUAGCAGAAAAUGAUCCUAAUAGAUAUGGGACACCACCGGCGCAAAAAGAUGCAAUUGAAGCAAUGCCCACUGUGAAAAUUAAGGAGAAUUUGCAGUGUUCAGUGUGUUUGGAUGAUUUUGAGAUUGGCGCUGAGGCAAGGGAGAUGCCAUGUAAGCAUAAAUUCCACAGUGGGUGUAUUCUGCCAUGGCUGGAGCUUCAUAGCUCUUGUCCCGUCUGCAGGUUUCAGAUAGCAGCUGAUGAAUCCAAGCUUGAUUCAGAUGCUUCUCCGAAUGUUAGCAGUAACAGUAGCGAGAGGAGUAACAAUGGCCAUGGUAGCAGUGAAGAGGGAGAUGGGGAUGGGAGAAGUGGAAAUGGCAGAAGGUCUACGUUCAGGUGGCCUUUUACCAGUUUAUUUUCUUCCCAAGGAUCACAAACUAGCAAUGGGAAUUCCUCAUCAUCAGGAGCAAAUGCACCAGGGAGUGCAUCUAGGGCAAAUGAGAAUUGAGUGCAUCUUACUUGACUUUUAUCAUCUUCUCCCCCUUUAUGUUGUUUGCCUUUGUGUACAUAUUUUUUUUUUUUUUUUCUUCACUUGCCAAACAUGAAUGAAUCUUGAAUGGAAGAACAAAUUGUGAUUAUCGGGUGUAUCUAUACAUAUUUUGCCCUUGGAUUUCACCUC